Molecule: messenger RNA, 2986 nt
Organism: Aethalodelphis obliquidens (Pacific white-sided dolphin)
Lineage: Eukaryota; Metazoa; Chordata; Mammalia; Artiodactyla; Delphinidae
Gene: KIFC2
Product: kinesin family member C2
Exons: 16
Coding region: 252-2642 (796 amino acids)
Biological process (GO): microtubule-based movement
Cellular component (GO): microtubule cytoskeleton
Molecular function (GO): ATP binding; microtubule motor activity; microtubule binding
Source: RefSeq, a predicted model, not a curated record
GGGAGGGGCCGAGAAAGGGGCUUGAGGGGUAAAAAGGUUGGACACCUGCGGGCGGAAGGCUCUGAGUGGGUACAGCCGCGCGGGGGUCCUUCGCAGAGGACGGGUAGGGAUUCUGGAAGAGGAGGUGCGGGGCCGUACCGAGGGGGCGGCCGCCAGAGCAUGCGCACGGGCUCUGCAGCGGUCGGGCGCGGAGUUGGGGCGCGGGGACGCGGGGCGGCGCGAAGCGGGGCCCUCUGCCGCCCCGCGCUCUCAUGUACGCCUUCUACUCGCUGCUCAUCUACAUCUUCUACAGCCUCUUUCGCAGGGAUGGCGGGGCCGCGGCGGCCGCCGACCCUGGGAACCCCGCCCAGGUGAGCGGGGGCGGGCGCAGCUCGGCCUGCGACCCCCUUCCGGAGAACGGUUUUGCAGGCCGGCGCUGCAGUGCCCGCGGCAAGCCCGGGGGUCGCCGCCGCCCCGACCAGCCCACCGCAGAGCUGUGGACCGAGCUGACCGGCCUGGUCGGCUGCUCGGAGUCCGAGGAUGGGCCGGGAGGGGCAGCGGAGGGCCGUCCGGCCGAGGUCUCACUGGAGGAGGCUCUCGUGCGUCUUGCGGAGUUCCUCUCAGUCCAGCUGGGGGCGGAAGAGAGCUUCGGGAAUUCUGCCGACCUGAGCAAGCCUGGUGAUGUUCCCCCACUGUUGACGGUGACCGGUCAGCUCUUGGCCCUCCUGGCAUGGAUUCGGAGCCCCAGGGGGAGGCAGGUCCUGCCCCAGGCGACGCAGCCAGCCUCAGGGGUGCAGCCCCCCACUCCUGCUGGAUCCCCAUCCCAAGAAGAAAGCCCUCCUGUUUCACCAAGGGGUGAGGCCCAGGGGCAGCAGCCUCCUCAGUUAGAGGAGGACCAGAGAGCUUGGCAGCGGCUGGGACAGCUUAUCCUUGGACAGCUGGAAGAGCUGAAGCAGCAGCUGGAACUGCAGGAGAAGGAGCUGGGCCAGCUGCGUGUGGGAGUGGAACAGGAGGAGGCAGAGGCACUGCUGGAGCUCCGGGGCCGGCUUCAAGAGGCCCAGGACACCACAGAAGCUCUCCGAGUCCAGCUAGGGGUGCAGGAGGUGCAGCUUCAGGGCCUUCGGGGGGCCCUCCGGCAGCUCCAGCAGGAGGCUGAGCAGAAGUGCAGGAGGGAGCUGCAGCAGAUGCGCGGGCAGCUGGCAGGACUUCGUGCUCGCAUGGCCAGCUUGCGUCAGGGCUGUGGGGAUCUCCGAGGACUGGUCAGCACCUUUACCCAGAGCUGCCAGGGUUCGCUGAGCGAAGCCCGGGGCCAGGUAUCGUGGGCCCUGGGGGCACUGUCAGCGGGCGGGGCUGGGACUCAGCUCCUUGAGGCACAGCAGGGGCCCCCAACUGGAUGCCCAGGGCGGCUGCUGGAGCUCAAGGGAAACAUCCGUGUGCUCUGUCGGCUGAGGCCAGGGACACCCUCCAACUUGGUGAGCUUAGAGCCCGGCCCGGGUGGCACUGUCACCACCUGCUAUCGAGGGCACCAGCGUCGCUUCCGCCUGGACUGGGUCUUCCCUCCACACGCCAGCCAGGAGGAGGUCUUCAGGGAGCUGGAGUCGGCUGUGCUGUCCUGCCUCGGAGGCUACAGUGUCUGCAUUUUCACCUACGGUCAGACAGGGACGGGAAAGACCUACAGCAUGGAGGGCCCACCUGAGGACCCUGGCAUAGCUCCUAGGGCGCUGCAGUCACUGUUCCGGGAGAUGGGAACAGGGGGACAGCACCACGUGACCCUCAGCAUGGUGGAGAUCUACAACGAGGCUGUCAGGGACCUCCUAGCCCCAGGGCCUCCCCAGCGCCUGGCAGUGAGGCAGGGCCCAGCAGGCGAAGGGGGGAUCCAGGUGGCUGGCCUCACCCACUGGGACGUGCCCAAUCUGGAGUCGUUGCACCAGAUGCUGAACCUGGGGAGGAGCAACCGGGCCACCGCCGCCACAGCCAUGAACCAGCACAGCUCUCGUUCGCACGCCCUGGUCACGCUGACGCUGCGCACGGCGUCCCCAUCAAGCGGUCCCGGCACCGCAGGCACGCUGCACCUAGUGGACCUGGCAGGGUCCGAGCGCGCCUGGAAGGCAGGGGCGGCCGGCACGUCGCAUGAAGACCGGGACGGCGCUCAGCGUCUGCGGGAGGCUCGGACCAUCAACCGCUCGCUGCUGGCGCUGGGAGGAGUGAUGGCCGCGCUGCGGGCUCGCCGGCCACACGUGCCCUUCCGCGACUCGCAGCUCACGCGCCUGCUGCAGCCCGCACUGGGCCCUGGCGCCACCGCUGUGCUGCUGCUGCAGGUGGGGCCAGGCGGCCGCGGCCCGCGGGAGGGUCGUUUGCAUGCCAGGCGCCGCCCACCCGGGCCCGCCCACCAGCGCCGCUCCCCGCAGGUCUCCACGCGGCCCGAGGAUCUCGGCGAGACCGUGUGCUCGCUCAAGUUCGCCGAGCGAGUGGGGCGAGUGGAGCUGGGGCCUGCUAGGCCCCGCAGGGCCCCGCGCUCCGGGACGCCCUCCUCCCUGAGCACCGACACACCACUCUCUGGGACCCCCUGCACCGCCACGCCCUCGCCCGGCAGCCCUCCAAGCCCCGGCCUGGACAGCGGCUCCAGCUCGGCCCUGGCACCGCCGGAGGACCUGCCUUCGUAGUCCUGCCCGAGGAGUCUGGGUCGCGUCUCUGCCGGCAGAGGCAGCGAAGUCCCUAUUCCCCCCACGACCUCCUUGAUCUCUGGGGGCCCGCUGCCCCCCAGACUCCCAGAGUCCACCCCUUUCUGUCCCGCCCCCAGAAGUGUUCCGCCUGGGGUAAUGAUCACACCACCGCCCCCCCCCCCCCCCCCCCCGCCCCGGCCCCUAGCCUAUCGCCAUCUGCUGUUAUCGCCGCGCACAGCAGGGGAUCCCAGAGUCGCGGAGGCAGACCCUGGCCAAGUGGCCACCAGACUCACUACCCCAUCACCAAACAUCAGACUUGCAUUAAAAUGUCGUUUGUUCCUUUA